AAAAGGACAGGAGAAUCAAAACCAGAACGGGACCCAUACACUCUCUCCCUGGCUGUAAACGUCACCAUUUCUUCCCCACUCCGUUACAUCUCGAGCUGCUCAUUUGCUGAUAGCUUUCCUGAUCAAUGAUCAUCGAGCUCAGAAAGUCGCUCUCUCCUUUCAGUUUUUCCCUAUUCAUUUUCACUCAGCUUUUCCCCACUCCCUCGGUCUCGCCGUCCCAAUUCGGGCCUUUGCCCUGAUCACCCAGUUUUCCUUUUUCCUUGAUUCUUCAGUUCAGAGAUGGCUUCAAUGGCGGCCAGUUCAAUCGCCGCACCUUCUUCGGUUAACAAAGGUCGACUCUCUUCCCUCUUCCUCUCCCCUCCCGACAGACUUCCCCACAGGAAUGCUUGCUUCUUGCCCCUAAAGAAACUUCGAUCAUCAUCGGCGGUUCCAUUGGCUAAAACCGACGCUGGCUUGGCUUUCUCGCCGCUACCCCCGGGGAAUCGGAGCUUCCUACCGACGGCGGGGUUGUCGACUAGGGUGUUGGGGUUCUCCCUCUCGAGUCAACUGGUGAGGAGAAGGCCCAUUGAGCGUCUGGUCGUUAAGGCGGCUGCUGCUUAUGAAGAAGAAGGCCAUUUAGAGGCAGCUGCAAAGAGCUUUGGUGAGAGAUUUCCUGCUCUGGUCACUGGCUUCUUUUUCUUCACUUGGUACUGCUUGAAUGUGAUCUUCAACAUACUCAACAAGAAAGUCUACAAUUACUUCCCUUACCCCUACUUUGUCUCUGUGGUACAUCUGCUAGUUGGAGUGGUGUAUUGUCUUGGUUCUUGGUCUGUUGGCCUGCCGAAACGAGCUCCGAUCAAUAAGGAGCUGCUGCUGGUAUUGACUCCAGUUGCGUUCUGUCAUGCUCUUGGCCAUGUCAUGUCCAAUGUAUCAUUUGCAGCAGUUGCAGUGUCUUUCACACACACUAUUAAAGCGCUGGAGCCGUUCUUUAGUGCUGCUGCUUCUCAGUUUGUUUUGGGCCACCAGAUUCCACUUUCACUGUGGCUUUCCUUAAUGCCAGUUGUUCUUGGUGUGUCGAUGGCUUCUCUGACUGAGCUUUCUUUCAACUGGACUGGUUUCAUCAGUGCCAUGAUCUCCAACAUUUCAUUCACCUACAGAAGCAUCUAUUCUAAGAAAGCAAUGACUGGCAUGGACAGCACGAAUGUGUAUGCUUACAUUUCAAUCAUCGCACUCUUUGUCUGCAUCCCACCGGCAAUACUGAUUGAAGGCCCUAAGCUGAUGCAACACGGUUUCAGCGAUGCCAUUGCCAAAGUUGGGUUGGUCAAGUUCUUAUCUGACUUGUUCUGGAUAGGAAUGUUCUACCAUCUCUACAAUCAGGUUGCCACAAACACACUGGAAAGGGUUGCACCACUCACGCAUGCAGUAGGGAAUGUGUUGAAGAGAGUGUUUGUCAUUGGCUUCUCCAUCGUCAUAUUCGGCAACAAGAUCUCCACACAAACAGGAAUUGGUACGGCCAUAGCCAUUGCAGGAGUUGCAAUGUACUCUCUGAUCAAAGCUAACAUGGAAGAGCAAAAACGGAAGGCAGCUGCUGAAGCACCAUCAUCAUAAGGAAUGAUAGGCCAACAGACUCUGAUCAAACUAACAGUUAGCAACAGCCUACACAGAGCAAAUAAACCAGACAUUCGAGACCCUUUUAACUCUGAGGUACAAAGACUAGCAAUAAUAAAUCCACGGAAUUUGAGUACAAGCCAUAAUGAGCCUGCUACAUGCUUCUUCAUCCUUGCUACUGUAAUGAGCAAUGGCAAUUUGAUUAUAAUUAUCCUAUGUUGUUGGCAAAUACAACGACACAGCUUCCUUAUAAUCUUUC
Linum tenue is the source of this 1846-nucleotide messenger RNA. The record is from the annotation of a GenBank genome assembly. Lineage: Eukaryota; Viridiplantae; Streptophyta; Magnoliopsida; Malpighiales; Linaceae.